Molecule: messenger RNA, 894 nt
Organism: Cebus imitator (Panamanian white-faced capuchin)
Lineage: Eukaryota; Metazoa; Chordata; Mammalia; Primates; Cebidae
Product: golgin subfamily A member 2-like
Exons: 7
Coding region: 1-894 (297 amino acids)
Biological process (GO): Golgi organization; spindle assembly
Cellular component (GO): Golgi apparatus; Golgi cisterna membrane; cis-Golgi network
Source: RefSeq, a predicted model, not a curated record
AUGCAGGAGGUGAAAACGAGGCUCCGGGAGCAGGAGAACAAUGAGAACAGGAGCACACUGCAUUUGGAGCAGGAAGGAAAGGAGCUGCAGGAGAAGCUUGACGAACCGGAGACGGUAACCUCCACCCCACCCAGGAGGGCUGGGAGGCAGGUGCCAUUUCUGAACACUGCUGGAGCCGGUGCCCAGGAGGAGCAGGCACAGCUCUGUGAGCAGCUCCAGAAACAACAGGUGUGCUGCCAGCACCAGGCUCACCUGGUGGCCUCGGCCCUGAGGGAGCCAGAGGCAGCGGCCAUGGCCACAGGGACUGGGAGCGAGUGUGGGUGUGGGGAGACCCAGCGGGCCCUGCAGGAAGCCAUCGACAAGCUGCAGAGAGACUUCAUUGACAUUGUGAAGGAGAAUGCUGACCUCAAGGAGCGGGUGGAAAAACUAGAACUCGGACUCAUCCAGCUCUCUGGAGAGAGAGACAUGAUAAGAAAGUCCAUCAAACCAAAUGACCGUCAGAGGGCAGUGGCCAAGACCCAGCACCAGAAGAAGAACGUUGUUAGCAUGCUGUCCGAGGCCAAGGAGGGGAUGAAGGUGAAGCUGCCGGAGCUGCAGGGGCCAGUGAUGCAGCUUAUGAUCGACCACGAGGUCCAGCACCCUGCUAAUGAGUCCACUCCAGGGGCCCCAGACACCCAGGAGCUUGGUGCUGCUGACAAGGAUGAAUUUUAUGAGAUGAGCCUGGAUGAUGACAGUGACAGCCUAGAGCCUGCAGGAGGGAGAGUACACCACAACCCCACUGCACAGCAGAUGGCGCAUGGCUUUGUGAGCUGCGGGAUAGCCAGCAACACCGACCCUUGGGCAGCAGUCCCUCCAUGCCAUGCUUUUACCGGGCUGCGGCGAAGGAGGAAGUAA